AUGGACUCGCCUCAUGAUCUCCCUGACUCUGGCCGAGACGACAAGCAUAGGAGGCCGGUGACUCCCAGCGGAGAUGAAGAUCGUCAACCUUACUCAGAAAUAGGUCUAGGUAUCCUUACAACACCACCCAGAGUGCUAAGACCGGCAUCACCAGCAAGCAGACGGUCUGCAGUUUCCAGUCCCAGGAGCAACGCUGCUCUAAGAAGUGAUCGAGAAAACAACUAUGCGGAUCAGCAUGACCACGCCAAUCUUGUGACCAUUGCCCUAGAAAAUGUUGUCCAUCGAGCCGAAUUAGGACGGGAGCUCAGUGGUGGGUCACCACGUUUGCCUGGAACUACCGAUGAUACACAUAGCGAUGACUCCAUUGGUCCGAACGGGCAAGCUCAAAAUCAUAAUGAAAAGGAGGAGCAACGAGACAGGAACAAAGGACCCGCGGUGGCCCAGGAUGACAAUACCUUGGUCGCGGAAGAAAAGCUCCGCCUUGACAACCUCGCACUUGAGAAGCAGGUCAAGGCACUCGAGGGAUAUUGCGAAACGCAACGGGCCGAGAUCAACGUCUUUCGCGAGAAGCAAAGAGCAGCCGAGCACCUUGCUGAAACCCGCCGACAAGAAGUCGUGGAAAUCAGGAGAUCGAAAGAACACAUCGGGAAAGAGCUGGCCAAAUCACGAGCGCAUGUCGAGGCGCUGGAGCGAGAGAUUGCAAGGCUUCGAUUGCUGGAGGAUGAAAAGCGCAAGCUUAACACGGCCGAGUGGCAGUUGGGAGACCUAUAUGGUGAACUCCAACAAAAGAAAGCGGAGGUCAGCUCACUACUGAGCGAAGUGGAGGAGCUUCGUGAGUCAAGAGAGCUGUCUGAAAAAGCACGGAGAAGAAGCGAAGAAAAGUGCAAGAAGUUGCGUGAGCAAAUCAAGAAAUCCAUUGCAUGGAUAAAGGAGGCACACAAACAACAAGCUCAGAGAGACAUGGAACAAUACCGGCUCUAUGACGCACAUUUCGCGACCUUUGGAAGGCGACGACCUCCAAGCACUCGCAAUUCUGUUCAAACAUCGGCCGGACAGCACGAGAUUCUCGGUGAUUUCAUGUCCUCCCGGCCUCAAAGUGCGACCAGCCAGUCACUGGUUUCAUCUACACGCCAAAGCCUCAUGAGCGAAAAGCCCGUCCUCUCAAGACCGCGAACCUCCCUCAGCGGCGCAACAAGCCCAUCUGUUCUGGAAACGCCUGCCCGUGCUAUAAGUGCAUCUGCAACUUCACAGUCACCACCCGUGACGGCUGCGAGCACCACAGAAAAUCGGCUGCUCUCGGGUAAGAGGGUUUCAUUUCAUCCAAUACCAACAUACUCUACUUAUCGGGCCCUGGGUUCUCCAUUGCGCCGGCAGUCCGAUCCUUAUUUCAGGAGAGGCCGGCACAUGAAGCCAUCGUUACCGACCACUCUCGGGGAUGAUGAGGUAUCGGAAGAAGGGAGCGUAUCAGGCCGUUCUUUGACCAUGCCAACGACACAGAGAGAGCACAUAGUGCUUCGCGAGGCAUUGCAAUCGACAACUCCGCUGCCCAUUGUAUGGGACAAGUCUAAAUAUCAGGCGGUCUUCUUGCCCGAGGCCAUCACACCCGCACACGGGAACAUUCCGCUUUCGGUCUCUCGCGGCACUACCACGGAUGGAACCGAUCAUACGUUGGCCUUACAAGAGAGUAUCCUGCGGCAUGCUGCAAUCAGAGCAAGAUUAGAGAGCGGUCCUGCUCGUGCUUCAAUGGAUACAGUGCAGAAAGUACUCUCCUCUGCAUCCUCAACUACGUCUAGAGCAAGGACAUCAAUUCCACCGAUUGAGAGCCCAGUCUCCAGCCCUGUCCAUAUUGUCAAGGAUGGAAUGGCCACUAGUACCGCCAUCGAAUACCCUCCCAGUCCCGGACUGAGGAAACGGCAGGGCGGUAUUUCGGCGAAAACAUUCUUGGUCCGCGAUCUCGAACCCGCGCAGAAUGCAAGCUCAUCGAGAAUCCCUCUUCACUGUGCAGAGCAAGAAAACCUCGAGGACGCUCAGGAGACGACCUGCAUGAGCUCCGCCACGUGUGAACAGCUUGGUCGUCACAAAGGCACAAAUGGAAAUCGAGUUUGGAUACCCUCAGUCAGAAAGAGAACCAUCGGACUGGCCUCUGUCAUCCCAAUAAUCAUGGCUCUCUGCUCUCUGAUGCUGUUAGCAUUCUAUACCAACAUUCUGCCAUUUGAGACUCCUCUCUUUUGUACAGAGGCGCGAGAUUCUCCAGCCUCAUCUGGAUCAAUACGUACACGUCUACUUUGUCCGAUUUUCUCCAAGGAUUCUGCCCGCAACGCUUACGCAGAACAGCCUGAACUACUGGCAAAGACAGAGACCGUGACAGCCUGGCCAAUCGAGACCUGGAUAUCGACCUUGACCGAGACGGAGAUUCUGACAGAAAUAUUCGUUAAGACAACAACGCAGAUAAAACCCCUGACACACAUGAAGACGGAAACCAAGACUGAGACUGUGACAGAGCCCCCCACCCAUACACAUACAGAAAUCCAGACGGAAACAAUGACCGUGUUCAUAGUCCAGCCUUCCUCUUUCCCUCCCACAAGAUCUUUCAAUCUUCAGAUCCAUUCAUCGGGCUCUGAAGAAACCAAUAACAGCAGCAGCCCUAGCGCCGCCGAACCCGUCCCAGGAGCCUCACCAUCUCUAGAGCGACUUGAGAGCAGCAGACAUUGGCUUUGCUCUUGUCCGAGUAUUACGCUGAGCAACAACCAAUGCGGAAAUCCCAAUGCCACCGCAUCCUUGUCUUCUUACUCUCAGCUGCAACUCCCACGUCCACCACGAAGAAUCAUCGAACGGCCUACGGCAGCCGAGAUGGACGAGCGCGCCGAAAAGGCCCGACAGCGCAACUCGAAGCUGCAACGGGUCCACACUGGGCCGGAUUACUUGGGUCUGGUGCCCGAGGUCCAGCGGAUGUUGGAGAUCUGGCAGUACAAAGUUCACGAGCUGGUGUUGGGUGGAGCAAUGGGCGUCAGAGCAUACUGA
This is a messenger RNA of Fonsecaea multimorphosa CBS 102226, 3021 nucleotides long. RefSeq lists its product as uncharacterized. The transcript has a single exon. NCBI's taxonomy places the organism in Eukaryota, Fungi, Ascomycota, Eurotiomycetes, Chaetothyriales, Herpotrichiellaceae. The coding region runs from base 1 to 3021 and encodes 1006 amino acids. The record is from RefSeq and is a predicted model, not a curated record.